UGAUAGAAACUAGAUCUAUUCUUUUAGUGUCUUUAAUCUAUGUCUAUAUAUAGGCACUAUAGCAUGGGUGUAGCCAGGGGGGAUUUGGCGGCGGGGAGUUAACAAUUUUUCCACUAUCUCCUCAACUCCUGGAAGAACCUUUAGAUUCUAUGGCAAAAGAAUGAAGGGUUAGAAUGUAAUGAAGAUUAAUUAUCUACACAGACACACACACACAUAUAUGUAUAGCCUAUAAUAUAUAUUUAUAAUUUGGCAGGAGGGGGCCCAAAAAAAAAAAUUCUGGCUAUGCUCAUGAUCUAUAGUGAAGUAUAGUGUGUGUAUAGUUUGAGUAUAAAAAAAUUAUACUAAGACAAAGUAGAAUCUUAGAUUCUAUAAAAGUUUUUUAAUUUAACUUUUUAAAGUAGUAUAUAGUCUUGAUCUAUAUAUAUACAAUAAUAUUAUUAAUUUAAGUAGUUAGGAUCUGUUAUGAUAGAUAAAGAGUCUAGAUAAGUUAAGAUAUAUCAUUAUCAUCUAUGUCUAUACUCAACUAUAUACUGUCUAUAGAUCUACUAGUAUAACUAGAAUCUAGACCUAAUCUAGAGUCUAUAUCUUAGCUAGAUUAUAGCUCCUGAGCCAUUGAAUUAGAGUGAUGUAGAGUUCCUGUUCCAUAUAUGCUAGGACAAAGUUGUACAAGUACUCCUUCUUUCCUAGUGCUAUGUAAUGGGUAUGGCAGAGUUAAAGUCAUUGAUUAACAUUCAUGACUAGAUUGCCCUAAGGACACGUGUAGGAUGCAAUCAUCUUCUUUUUUGAAAUAUGACACUUGUGUGACACAACCUGUUGAAAAGAACUGCAUUCAGCAAAGUCAUUAUACCAUGCUGGAUGUAACAGAGAAAGCAGAUGAACUCUACCAGACAUAUAAAAUAAAUGAUCUAUAUAAUUAUUUAACAGCUUACAAAGAGAUAGAAAAUGAUGAAAUACUGUGGCGAUUGGCAAGAGUGACACAUGAUAAAGCCAAGUAUGAAAAGGACAAGCAUAAACGUCACAAUAUUAUGCUGGAAGCAUUUUCAUAUGCAGAGAAGGCUCUAGAGUUAAACCCCAACAGUGCUCACUGCCACAGGUGGUAUGCUGCCUUAUUAUAUUUUACAACUGAAGGAAUAGGAGUGAAACAUAAAAUACAGUCUGCGUUUAAAGUUAGAGAACAUUUUGAUAAAGCCCUUGAACUUGACCCAGACGAUGUCAUUUCUCUUCACUCUAUUGGAUAUUGGUGUUUUGCAUUAGCAGAGCGACCAUGGUACCAGAGAAAAAUAGCUGCAACAUUUUUUGCAGCUCUUCCAGAAACAACCUAUGAUGAAGCUUUAGAAUGGUUCAUGAAAGCAGAGAAAAUUCAAGAAAAUUUUAUGUGCACAAAUCUGCUGAUGAUAGGCAAAACACACUUGAAACUUCACAAUAAAGAAAAGGCUAUCGAGUACUUACAAAAGGCUACUGAAUUUAAAGUUCGAACCCCAGAUGAUGAAGAGUCCCACAAAGAGGCAGUGGAAAUUCUAAAGCAUAUGGGUCAUGGCCAUUUACUAAAAAGUUGUCUUCACAUAGAUCCAAGCUAAUUUUACAUUAUUGGCAUCUGCAGAAACUGAACAUGAAACCCGGUCUGUUUAAUAUAUGUAGAUGUCAUUGUGCUUAUUUAUUUCUGGUCUUUAAAAAAUAUGACUACAGUGAAUUAGAUUAUGACUGGAGUGUAGUUGUUUUUUUUUUCUAUGUCUGUAACACUUAAGGACUAUUUAUAGUAGAGAAAUACAUUCCUGUUCCACAUUGUUAUCUAAUACACAUUUUUAAUUGUUGUUUCAACAGCUGAAAAGAUGCAGCAGAUUACAAUUUUAAUGGCAAAUUUUUUUUUACAAACUUAUUUUUUACACAUAAUUAUAUUAAUAAGUGUAGAGAAAAUUUAACUAUAAUAGGGAGAUAUAUUCUAUUUUAAAAAAAAAGCAGAAUUAAUAUCAAGUCUAGAAUGAGAUUUAAUUUGUUUAUGAGUUAGGAAGAUAAUUAUUAUGUAAUAUGGGGUUAUAUUUUGCCAUUAUUUCAACAAUCAGCAUUAUAAAUAAAAUAAUCACAAACACUAAACAGGAUAAUUACAGGUGCAGAUCACUUGAAUGUAAAUGAUUGUUCACUUUUUUUUUCCCUCCCUUCCUGCCCCACACACAAAGAUUGACACAAUGUUCUAUUUUAAAAAAAAAAGCAGAAUUAAUAUCAGUCUAGAAUGAGAUUUAAUUUGUUUAUGAGUUAGGAAGAUAAUUAUUAUGUAAUAUGGGGUUAUAUUUUGCCAUUAUUUCAACAAUCAGCAUUAUAAAUAAAAUAAUCACAAACACUAAACAGGAUAAUUACAGGUGCAGAUCACUUGAAUGUAAAUGAUUGUUCACUUUUUUUUUCCCUCCCUUCCUGCCCCACACACAAAGAUUGACACACUUAGCAAUGUAUACUUUACUUGAAGUAUAUUGCUGGUUAAAUCAGAAAUGUUUCCCAAUGAAUGUUAUUGAUAAUGAAAUACUCAAUUUGUUAGUUUUGUUUUAGCUAAGCUUGUUUUUUUUAUUUCUCUUGUUAUUUUCUUUUACAAAGAUCUGAAUUUUAUUUGUAAUACUCUAGUGACCCUUGAGUUUUACUAGUCAUUUAUUAAGAUAAAUAAUUACCCUCUUAAUUGUAUUUAUUCAUCUAUAUAAAUAUUUAUUUUAUAACAGUAUUUAUGGCCCCUUAUUUCCCAGUUUUAUGAUAUUCAUAAAUCUAUACACAUUGUAGUUUGUUGCUUUCUUUUGCAAAGAUCUAUCUUUAAUUUAUGAAUGUGAUGUGAAGUUUUAUUAUUUUUUUAUUUUACAACACAUACUUUUUUUUUCCACCGAACAAAAAUAUUUAAUGAAUACAGUUUCUUAAAAAAUGUAAUUGUAAUAUAUUUUUCAGUUUUUUUUCAGCUUAAUGUCCUAGUAAUAUUUUAUUCAUUUUAUUGUUUUGAAAAAAAAAAGAAUUCAGAUUGACCUAAGCAAAGUGUUAUCUUCAUAAUUGUAAAAUGUUUUACAUACGACUAGCCUCAAAUUAGGAUCAUAUUAGGUUGUUGUAUUGUGGUUCUGAUUCAAAGCAAAUUAUAGUUAACCCUGUCUAGGAAAAGAAGUUAGCUGCUCUGUUCAGCUAUUAUAAUUUAUGAUAAACAUAUACCCAUUCAUUGUUUACUGUUACUAUAAUGAGGCAUUAAAAAAAUACUUUUGUGUUCACAGGUCUUGUAAAAUCAAUUUUUUUUCAGGAAUUCUUAUUUAAAAAAUGUGGGAAAAGUGCAAAUGCUUGAAAGUUGUUGACUUCUGUUUCUCAUUGUGUUGUACCCAGCCUUUUACUCAAGCAUUUCUAUGGUAUUUUUGCCUGAAUUGUUCAAAGUUUCUAGUAAUACUCAUUUUACUCAACCAAAGUCAUGCCAGUCCUGUUUUUUAAAUUGUUUAAUCAGUGUUAAACAGGGUAUGAAUUUUUUUAAAAAUAUAUUUAUGAACAAUUAUUUAAUUUUUUUUGUUGUUUUUUUUUUUUUUUGGCUAUUGUAUAUAAUGGAGUGUAACCUUUUUGUAUUGCUAAUGAUUUAAGCAUGCUGCCAUACUAGUUUAUAACAUUCAUUUUUAAAUUUAGAUUUUUUUUUUUUAAACUUUAAUGUGGUGGUUGGUCAUGUCAUUUUUUCUGUAUAGUAUGGACAAUAACUUAAGAUAUUCAAAGACAUAUCAUACAUUACAUAUACUAAACAUACAACAAAAUGAUUUCCAAAGAAUUAUAAACACAAUAAAAUCCGUAUACAAUUAGAUAAGCAUGUCAGAACAAGAAAGCUUAGAUAGUAUGGACAUGUUUUAAGAUCAAAUGACCUAAGAUAGUCCUAUAGAGCAUAGCGCCAGGGAUAGUCCUAUAUAGCAUAGCGCCAGGUAGACAGAUUGCAAAACUGGGUUAUAAAAUUGAAAAAAAGAUUGACAUGGCUAGCAAUUUCAAAAUGUAGUGAUAAACCAUCAUCAAAACUGAUAUUAAAACAGUUUGCUAGGGCUCAUUUUCUGUUAAAGAUACAGAAUUUUCAAAAAUUGCAUUUCUAAGGACCUGAUAUAGGUCCUUGCAAUACAUACUUGCCUUCCUGUGUAAACAUUUUUCAAGUGCUUUCACUUCAGAAUUGAACAUUAUUACAUCCUAGCCUAAACCUCCAAUAGGACCUAGACCAUUCAACAAUCCAAAAUACUAUGUCCAAGUCAAGCUAGUUCCUCAUUAUUGAUGCUUUCAUUACAGAAUAAUGGUCUACAAUGAGAAAUGCACAUUAAUUACUAAUCUUUAGGUGUUUUUUUUUUGUAGACCAAUCUGUCAAAUUAAAAAGCUGUGGGUAAAAGUAAAAGGUGAUAUUGCUUCUUGAAUAGGUUUUUGACUUACUGUUCAUUACGAAUUGCCCUGUUAGACUAUAAUUUGCAUAACUUGUAUGGUGCCAACACAAGUGAAGAUGUAGCUUUUUUAAAAAAGAGAAAAAAGAAUUACCGGUGGCUCCUGGCAUCUGGAUUAACAAUAAUUGAUACUAUUAAAAAUUAUGAAUAUUAAUUUUGUGAUACAAUUUUCAUGAAUAACUUAUUAACUUUUUACAUGUACAUAGUACCACACACACAUGCAUGUGUAUUUGUCAGUCAGUCAGUCAGUCAUCUUUGUUCCUAUCUGGCAAUGGCUAACUAAUGUACAUAGUACCACACACACAUGCAUGUGUAUUUGUCAGUCAGUCAAUAAUCUUUGUUCCUAUCUGGCAAUGGCUAACUAAUGUUUGCUUUAUAAAAUGUCACACUUGUUGUUUUUUUUAUUUUGGUCCACCAGCAUUUGAUCGCUGUUUGAGUGAUAUUUAUGGCAAGAGUAUUUUACUAUCACAGUUACUAUUGACUGUGAAAUUAACAUUUGCAAUCAUCUCAGAUACAUUUUUGUUCUCAAAUAACUCUGAAAUGUAAUUAACAUUUUGAUAGACUUUUGUGUAUAUAGUAGAGAUAUAGAAAAUGGUGACAGUCUAUGUGGAGCUCUAAUGCAUGACCAUUUCAGUGUUGAGUGUUUAUCAAUGAAGUGUUUACUAAAUAGCAUCUGAUCUUCCGUAUCCUAUUUGCCUUCUAGUAGUUUGCAAGCACAAAAACAAAACAACUUUUAAUUCAUGCUUUGUUUCUUUAAUGAUGACUAAAUCUGUUAUUAUUCCACUAUUUUCAGACUCAACAACUUA
Molecule: messenger RNA, 5209 nt
Organism: Biomphalaria glabrata
Lineage: Eukaryota; Metazoa; Mollusca; Gastropoda; Planorbidae
Product: regulator of microtubule dynamics protein 1-like
Exons: 8
Coding region: 765-1577 (270 amino acids)
Cellular component (GO): spindle microtubule; mitotic spindle pole; cytoplasm
Molecular function (GO): microtubule binding
Source: RefSeq, a predicted model, not a curated record